Neurospora tetraspora is the source of this 5870-nucleotide messenger RNA. Its product is annotated as putative IQGAP protein. Gene Ontology annotation, cellular component: cell cortex. Lineage: Eukaryota; Fungi; Ascomycota; Sordariomycetes; Sordariales; Sordariaceae. Gene Ontology annotation, molecular function: GTPase activator activity; actin filament binding; calmodulin binding. The record is from RefSeq and is a predicted model, not a curated record. Bases 288 to 5861 code for a protein of 1857 amino acids. Gene Ontology annotation, biological process: regulation of GTPase activity; mitotic actomyosin contractile ring assembly actin filament organization. The transcript has 3 exons.
CGUACGCAUGCCCCGAUCCAGCCUACGCGUUUCCCGCCCCCCGUAUAUACUCGUUCUGACAAGGCGAUAGUAAACAACCGUCGAGUCGUUCCCCCCGACCACCCGCUUGGCACCCAACUCGAACCUGAUCUUCGGCCUGCUCCACACUCACUGCAAGACGAGGGACGAUCUGCGCAACCGCAUCGCAAAGCCGCUCGCUCUGAUGUGGCCGGCGGCCCUCGGUCUCUACGAAACGAGUCCCACGUCCAAACUCCUCUCCGUCCGGUAGCCUCGACAAUUUGCCCAAGAUGUCGUCGUACAAACCACACCCCCUUCGUCAGACACAGACCGCCGACUACUCGGUUAAUAGACAAUCCUCCACCACAUCAACAUCGUCAUCGGGGUACUCGGCCUCUUCCAUAGGACAGUCGGAUAUCAGUCGGCCCAUCAGCUCCUUGUCUACCGCAACCAGCGUUUACUCCCAGUAUGGACACAAACGAGGCCAAAGCGAGGCGAGCCGGCUAUCUUCAAGCCUGUCUGGUGGCUCCCACACUCUUCCACUCACGCCGACAAGCGAUAAUAUCUACAAGAAUGCCCGCCAGUCUCUCCGACCGACGUCUCAAGCCUCUACGGGAACAGCGCCCGCCAGCAGCAGCAUAUCGAGUACGGGUUCGAGAAGUGCGCCGCGAACGCCCACACCAGGCCACCACGAACGUGGAAAAAGUGUCGACAUCAGCAGGCUCUCCAUCGGCGAGUAUGGGACCUCAACUAGCCAUCGCGAACGCGGCCAGAGUCUCGACAACGGAAAGCCUUCGGCGACUGAGCGCCCACGGAUAUCACCCACGGGCACCAUCCACGAACGUAUUUCGAGUUUCGACGCAGGAAAGACUUCGGUAAUAGAACGCCCGCGGAUAUCACCCACAGGUGCCCUCCAUGAACGUGGCUCGAGUUUCGAUGUCAGCAAGUCCUCGGCGACUGAGCGCCCACGGAUAUCGCCCACGGGUGUCCUGCACGAGCGCGGCCAUAGUAUCGAUAUCGGCAAAUUAUCGAUCAGCGAUAACACACGCACCAUGACGGGCAUGUCUCCGACCGUGACAUCGCCUCCGGUGACUUCUCCAACGACCCCUUCGACGCGAAGGCCGGCUUCCAUGUUCCUAUCCAGAUCAGAUUCUGUGCGCGGUGGAAGUGACAAUGGAUCAAUGGCUCUGGUGCACGCACACGCGAGUCCCAUUGCCCUCGCUCGUCCGGAUCUGGAAAAGUUAGGUCGUUCAUCGACAAGUCAGCUCCGAACGCUUUCCCAGUUCGCACAAGAUGGAACGGCGGGAGAGCUUGCCAUCAUAUCUCCGUCGCAGGAAGUUGUUGGUCUCCGCGGACGCCGUAGGUUGCAAAGAGCUGACAAGUCUGUAACGGCGCGUCAAAAGAACGGCGGCUUUGGUUGGGAGACGAAGUGGAUGGACAAGCAACGACAGUUUCUACAGGCUUAUGAGUACCUUUGCCACAUUGGUGAAGCGAAGGAAUGGAUUGAGGAUAUCAUACAGCGUCCGAUUCCCCCGAUUAUCGAAUUAGAGGAAGCUUUGCGAGAUGGAGUUACUUUGGCUGAAGUGGUCGAAUCCCUUAACCCUGAAAAGAAGUUCCGCAUUUUCCACCAUCCCAAGCUUCAAUACCGCCAUUCAGACAAUAUCGCCAUCUUCUUCCGUUACCUUGAUGAAGUCGAACUCCCCGACCUCUUCCGAUUUGAGCUUAUCGACUUGUACGAGAAAAAGAACAUCCCGAAAGUUAUUUACUGUCUCCAUGCGUUGAGUUGGCUCCUCUUCCGUAAAGGAAUUGUCGAUUUCCGCAUCGGGAACUUGGUCGGUCAACUUCAGUUCGAAGACCAUGAGCUGGAGGCAAUGCAGAAAGGCCUCGAUAAGCUGGGGGCUAGUAUGCCUAGCUUCGGCAAUAUGGGUGCCGAUUUUGGAAUUGAGCCAGCUGAGCCCGAGGAGACAGAGGAGGAACGCAUUGAGAGGGAACUGGCCGAAAACGAAGAGGCUAUUGUGGAGUUGCAAGCCCAGGCCAGAGCGGCGCUUCUUAGGAUACAGCUUGGUUACACUAUGCAACACCUGUGGGAUACCGAAGACUGGAUUAUUGAUCUCCAGUCUCGUAUUCGUGGUGAUUGGGCUCGCCAGGUGCUGGAUUACAGGCUCCAGAUGAAGAACUUUGCGGUCCAACUUCAGAGCGCAGCGCGUGGUUUCCUCGCCCGUCAUCGACAUGCGGAAACAGAGGCGCAAACAAGCUUCGCGAUCAAGUUGCAAAAGACAGCACGUGGCUUUAUUGCUCGUCACCAAUAUGCGCAGACAUGUUUCACGAUUCAGCUACAGAAAGCGGCGCGUGGAUACCUUGCUCGUCGCCAGCGGACACAAACCGAGGAGCAGUUUAAGGGCAACGAGGAUGUCGUCUUGAAACUCCAGAGUAUGGUCAGAGCGGCCAAGGUUCGCAACGUGAUUCGAGAGCAGCAUUCUCAGUUGGAGACGGCAGAGGGACCCCUGCGAGACAUUCAAGCGACAUUUCGAGGAUUUCUGGCCCGGAAGCAGCUCGCCGUGCAACAUGAAAAGACCGAGAGCGAAGGCGCUACGAUCGCUCAACUUCAAAGUGCGGUCCGUGGUCUGAUUUUGAGGAAGAAUCUGGAGGAAGAGAGAGCAUCCUUGGAGAGCAACACCGAAGCCAUCACUAGUCUUCAGGCUGCUGUAAGGGCCAUGCAGGCGAGGACUGAGGUCGAUGCCCAGAAACAAGCCCUUGAAGGCUUUGCGCCACAAUGGACAGCCAUCCAAGCUGCCUUCCGCGCCAAGGUUGCUAGGUCCGACGUCGAUGCCCAGAAACAAGCCCUUGAAGGCUUUGCGCCACAAUGGACAGCCAUCCAAGCUGCCUUCCGCGCCAAGGUUGCUAGGUCCGACGUCGAUGCUACCAAGGAAGAGUUGCAGAAGCAUUCAACUGAGCUGGGCCUUCUUCAGUCUCACAUCAGGGCAGCGGCAGUGCGGAGGGAGAUAUCAGAGCAGCUCGAAAGCAUUGGGGAAACGGAGGAUGCCAUCAUUGAUCUUCAGUCUAUGAUACGAGGUAUGCUUGAGCGUUUGAGGUUAUCGGACGACCUGGAUGCUCUUACCCAGGAGACACCGAGCAUCAUCGACCUUCAAGCACAUAUCCGUGGAUGUCUUUAUCGAAAGGAGUGUGGCGAAUUGUUGGAUGAGCUCGCAGUCAAUACCGAGGAGAUCACCGAACUGCAAGCCCUUGCUCGGGCAAUGUUGCUCCGGAGCGAUGUUGCAAUGAUCUUGGAUGAACUGGAACAGAACGAGGAGUCUGUGGCGGCGUUCCAGGCUGCUGCCAAGGCUUUUGUUGUCAGAGCCAAGUAUGAGGAGAAGAAGCGCUUCUUCCGGGAGAACAUGCAAAAGGUCGUCAAGAUUCAGAGUUUCGUGCGAGCUAAGCUUCAGGGUGAAGCCUACAAGAGUUUGACAUCUGGGAAGAAUCCACCCGUCAACGCCGUCAAGAACUUCGUCCAUCUUCUGAACGACAGCGACUUUGAUUUCAACGAAGAAGUAGAAUUCGAGCGGCUCCGGAAGACCGUGGUCGGGCAGGUUCGACAAAACGAGAUGCUGGAGCAGUACAUUGACCAGUUAGACAUCAAGAUUGCCCUUCUCGUCAAAAACAAGAUCACCCUCGAUGAAGUUGUCAGACAUCAGCACAACUAUGGUGGACACGCAAACAACCUUCUCGCCAACAGUGUCAUUUCGAAUGCCAACCAGUUCGACCUUAAGGCUUUGAACAAGAGUUCUCGUAAGAAGCUCGAGUCUUACCAACAGCUGUUCUUCACUCUCCAGACGCAACCCCAGUACCUUGCCAAGCUCUUCAGGCGUAUCCGCGAACAGGGGACAACGGAAAAGGAGUCAAAGCGGAUCGAACACUUGAUGAUGGGGCUGUUUGGCUAUGCGCAAAAGCGGAGAGAAGAAUAUUACUUGUUGAAGCUUAUUUCCAGGUCGAUACGGGAAGAGGUUGAGGCCUGCGCCGCUUUGCAGGAUUAUCUGAGGGGCAACUUCUUCUGGACCAAGCUGCUCCAGAACUACACUCGAUCCCCUCGCGAUAGAAAGUAUCUCAGGGAUCUCCUGGGACCCCUCAUCAGAGACAACAUCAUUGAGGAUCCCGCGCUGGAUCUCGAAAGCGACCCUAUGCAGAUCUACCGGUCUGCUAUCAACAAUGAGGAGUUGAGGACCGGUCGGCCCAGCCAAAGACCGCUCGAUGUUCCUCGUGAAGUUGCCAUCAAGGAUCCCGAAACAAGAGAGCUCUUCAUCGAUCAUUUGCGUGAUCUCCGAGAGAUCUGCGACCAGUUUCUUCUUGCCCUGGAGGACCUGCUGCCUCGCAUGCCAUAUGGCUUGAGAUUUGUAUGUCGGCAAACGUACGAAGCCCUCUGCCAGCAUUUCCAGAGGGAUCAUCCGCAAAAUCUGCUCCAGCUUGUAAGCAACUGGCUCUGGCGCUUCUACCUCCAACCUGCCCUCGUCGGUCCAGAGUCAUAUGGAGUCACGGAGAAGCAAAUGAGUCCUCUCCAGAAGCGUAACCUCGGCGAGGUUGCAAAGGUUUUGGGCCAGAUUGCAUCAGGGAGACCAUUUGGCGGAGAGAACAUCUAUCUCCAGCCUCUCAAUGUUUUCGUCGCCGAAUCAAUCGAGCGCUUGGCUCACAUCACCAAUUCCCUUAUUGAUGUACCUGACGCUGAGAAGACGUUCGAUAUUGACGAGUUCAAUGAUCUCUACGCCAAGAACAAGCCAACACUAUACAUCAAGAUGGCUGAUAUCUUUUCCAUUCACAAUCUCAUCGCUGCCGAGUUGCCUUAUCUGUGCCCGAACAGAGAUGAUAUGCUGCGCGAGAUCAUCCAAGAUCUCGGUAACGCCAAGAAUAACGAGAAUGAAAUGACCGCGGGCGGGUCUGCUGAUAUCCAGCUGUUCCUUACUCCCAAACUGCACGAUAUGGAGGAUCCAGAGGCUGAGACUAAGGGUCUGUUUAUGGAGACCAAAAGGUGCAUUCUGUACAUCAUCCGAGUGCAAACGGGUAACAACUUGCUUGAGAUUCUUGUCAAGCCAAUCACUCCGGAAGAUGAACAGAAGUGGAGGACGGUCCUGCGCGAAGACUUUGGCGACAACUCGAACACCAAGGGUGCUUAUUCGGAGGCGAACAUGAUUGAUGUUACGCGCAUGAGUUACUACGACCUGAAGAGGACAGCGCUCGAGAACAUUCUCAGGUUGGAGCAGAUGGGUCGCAUCUCCAAGCAAAACUAUUAUCAGGAUAUUCUUAACGCCAUUGCGCUGGAUAUCCGCACCAAGAGCAGGAGAAGGGUCCAGAGACAGAGAGAACUCGAGGGUGUCCGUCAGACACUCGGCAAUCUGCACGAGAAGGCAAAGUAUCUGGAGCAACAGCGCAAGAGCUACGAUGACUAUAUCGAGCAGGCCAUGGCCACGCUGCAGAACAAGAAGGGCAAGAAACGUUUCCUCCUCCCCUUCACCAAGCAAUACAACCACCAGCGCGAGCUCGAGCGCUCCGGCCGCGUCCCCAAGUUCGGCUCCUUCAAGUACUCGGCCCGCGCCCUCUCGGACAAGGGCGUGCUCGUCUCGUGGACGGGCAUCCCCGAGCGCGACUGGGGCCAGAUCAACAUCACCAUCUCGUGCGACGAGGUCGGCAUUUUUAGUCUUGAGGGUAGUCGGGGCCACAUCCAGAUGCCGGGCGCCAGCGCCUUGGUCCCCAUUGAGGACUUGCUGCAGGCGCAGUUUGAGGCGCAUCAGUUUAUGAAUUUGUUUGAGGGGCAGCUGAGGUUGAAUGUUAAUUUGUUGUUGCAUUUGUUGUAUAAGAAGUUUUAUCGGACUCAGUAAGGAGGGGUG